CGUGCACAUGCGCACCAACAGCUUUUUUACGUUUACGGGCACUUACGUCGUUGCCGAUUCACAAAACCGAAAUCCGGCCACGCAAAACGAUCUGGUUUUCGUUUCAGUCGCAGUAGCGCUCGUGCCGUUGGCGAUGCGGAUCAGACGGGCUGUUUCAUUGAAUUUGAUCAUCUGUAAAACCGCACGGAGACAAAACUGUCUUUAAUGAGAGCCGCUGCGUUUCUUUGAUUUAAAGAGAAACCGUCUAGUCGUUAAGGGCUUCCAAUGGGGGCAACGAAGAGCAAGCCAAAAGACCAAGGCCAGAGGUCUCUGAGCCUGGAUGGUACCACUGGUAUCGGCUCCUCCGGUGGACACUAUUUAAAUUCUGGCCCUCAGACCCAAACGCCAAAUCGGAGCCCUGCUGUGGGGACCAGCAGGCGGAGCAACACGUACCACACCAACAGUGCAGAACAUCAGCUUUUCGGUGGUGCAGAUCCAACAGCAAGCAUCACAUCACCCAUAAGAGCUGGUGUCACCACGUUUGUUGCACUAUACGACUACGAAUCUCGGACGUCGGCGGAUCUCACGUUUAAGAAGGGCGAGAGGCUGCAGAUCCUCAAUAACACGAGAAAGUACAACUACAGGGAAGGAGACUGGUGGCUAGCGAGCUCUUUGACCACGGGGAAAAGCGGCUACAUCCCGAGCAACUACGUGGCUCCGUCCGACUCCAUCCAAGCUGAAGAGUGGUUCUUUGGUAAAAUAACACGACGUGAUUCGGAGCGUCUGCUGCUGAACAUCCAGAACAGGAGAGGAACCUUCCUGGUGAGGGAAAGUGAGACGACUAAAGGAGCGUACUGUCUCUCUGUGCUGGACUACGACAACACAAAGGGUCUCAACGUCAAGCACUACAAAAUCCGCAAGCUGGACAUCGGAGGCUUUUACAUCACGUCCCGGACGCAGUUCAGCAACCUGCAGCAGCUCGUCCUACACUAUCGCACCCAUGCAGAUGGAUUGUGUCACGUCCUGACGGACAUCUGCCCCAUGCUGAAGCCACAGACUCAGGGACUAGCGCGAGACGCCUGGGAAAUUCCGCGCGAGUCUCUGCGUCUCGACCUUAAACUGGGCCAGGGCUGCUUUGGGGAAGUGUGGAUGGGUACGUGGAACGGCACCACGAGAGUGGCCAUAAAGACGCUGAAGCCGGGCACCAUGUCCCCCGAGGCCUUCCUGGAGGAGGCUCAGGUCAUGAAGAAACUGCGGCAUGAGAAACUGGUGCAGCUUUACGCCGUAGUCUCUGAGGAGCCCAUCUACAUCGUUACAGAGUACAUGAGCCAAGGAAGCCUGCUAGAUUUCCUCAAAGGCGAGAAAGGAAAAUAUUUGCGCCUUCCUCAGCUGGUGGACAUGGCGUCUCAGAUCGCUGCCGGUAUGGCCUACGUGGAGAGGAUGAAUUACGUACAUAGAGAUUUACGAGCCGCGAACAUCCUGGUUGGAGACAGUCUGGUGUGUAAAGUGGCAGAUUUUGGCCUGGCGAGACUCAUCGAGGAUAACGAGUACACCGCCAGACAGGGUGCGAAGUUCCCCAUCAAGUGGACGGCUCCUGAGGCCGCGCUGUACGGACGCUUCACCAUCAAAUCAGACGUCUGGUCUUUCGGCGUUUUACUGACGGAGUUGGCCACCAAAGGACGAGUUCCGUAUCCAGGUAUGGUGAACAGGGAGGUGCUGGACCAGGUGGAACGAGGCUAUCGGAUGCCGUGUCCGACGGAAUGCCCGGCGUCCAUGCACGAGCUCAUGCUGAACUGCUGGCGUAAAGAACCAGAGGAACGGCCGACGUUCGAGUAUCUGCAGGGUUUCCUGGAGGACUAUUUCACCUCCACUGAGCCGCAGUACCAACCAGGAGAAAACCUCUAGGGCUUCCUGCACUACCUCUGGGAGAGCGGACACUGCUGGUAUGUUCUUCCUCACAAACGUGUGUCCGUGAUGAAAGAAGUGGAGUUUACAGCCCAGGUGACACGCUAUUGGCUACGAAUACGAGGAAUGCAUGCUUUAAAAAAAAAAGUCUGAUCAACAUGGUGGAUGAACAGCAGCAGCAACGCCACAACGGUACGAAUGGACGCCGCUCUAGACUUUGCUAAAUCCCAGUUUUGUCCAGUUGCACGUUUUUCCAUCCAGCAGAAUACUGCCGCACGCCGCUAGGUGUCUACCAGCCUUUCUUCCUUUUCUUUUUUUGUCCAUUUUGUUUCUUCUCAUCUUCUCAUGCGAGAGCAGAAAGAUAGAGCGUCGAUUAGCACAUUAUUAUCUGUCGGAUAUUUUAUGGUACUCUUUAAUCAAAGGGCUGCUAUUGAACUCUCAUCCUUAUAAUGAACAAAUUGUCCAGACUGUAAGUCACUCAGACGUAUAAAACUCGUCCCUUUAAAUAAAAGGUGUUUAAACGUCACAUUAAUAGUACCAGCUAGUUUUAUUUAUUGAACAUGUAGAGAUUAAAACCAUGCAGACAUUCGUUACGUUCCUGUCUCUUAAAGAUCUCCAACAUUUGGUUCUCAUGCAUCACUAAUUUAUCCAAUCGCUUGAGUUUCAUCGUAAUAAUUUAGUUCACAGUUUCCUCCAGUCCACUAGUCCACUGUCACUUAUUUAUUUAAUUUUAUUGGAUAUGAAAUAUAGGAAAUAUGGGAUGAACUAAUAUAAGACAAGGAGAAAUGUUUGUUAAGUUAGAAGACGCUUGUGCAAUUUAUUUUAAUUUAGUUCUAUAAACUCAGUUGAUCUGAUCCAGUGAGGAAGACGAUGCAGUGAGGAAGACGAGAUGGUGUUUGAUAUCCUUCCUCCUCUAGAACGUAUCAUGUGUUUUAAACAAUAACGCUAAUGGAACUCAAUUCAGAUGUUUACAUAAACUCGUGCCAUUGCGUUUUACUUGGGAAUCAUGAUUCAUUUGAAGAUUCGACUCUUUAAACGAAUCGGUUUUAUUUUGUUUUUGUGUGGUUUAUCGGCCGAGACGGCGUCUGUAAAUAUUGUGCCAUAUGAGACCAUGUGCUACGAUGCGACUAAAACUUUAUAAACCAGAUGUUCAAAUCAACCAAUAACCAACGAUUCACUUCGGUAUGAUUCAGAGUUGGUUCAGUGGGAUUCAGUAUUGUGUAGUAAACAGUUUUUUUUUUGUUUGUUUUUUUCUCUCAAGCGGGAGACCACGGCCUCUUUUAAUGUGAUGAACAGGUAUAGAUGCCACGCCCCAUUUCAAUAGCCCUUCUGUUUAUACAGGCCACGCCCCAUUUGUGUCUCUUGGCUGUACAGAGGCCACGCCUCCUUCAAUAACUCUUGGGAGGUAAAGAGGCCACACCUCCAAGCAGUGCUAAAGAAUUGGACAUGGAGUAGAAACAGAACCACACGUGAUGUCUGAUUCAACCACCACAGAGGUUUUACUAAAGAGUCGCCGUUAAUCAUUUAGACUAAAUCUGUGGAAGCUCUGAUUCACCAGUUAGAGUCUUUACGGCUUUAACGUUUAUCUGAUUAUGAGACGAUCGGCAUCCUGCAAGGUCAGAACAUCAGCGCCAUGCAGCUUUCAGUGUACACAGCAGGUCUGAGCUGAUUAACAUUCAUAUGAAUCGUUUUCAACUCAUUCAGUAAUCGUUUGUGAAUCAUUUUCUAAAGAACAGCUUUGAAGAUUCAUCUGUCACCUUCCUGUAAUCCAGGUCAGAUCAUUGGCAUCAGGAGCGUUUACAGGACGUUUACUGUGUCAGAGCGAAAGGGUCUGAAAGUGGUUUCGCGCUCAACUCGUUCUCGCUCUCUAUCGGAGAUAAAAGCAGCUCAGCUUCUCAGAUCAACACCCGACGUUUAUGAAUCACGUGUUCAGGAAAAUCCGAGUCCUGAAUCUUCUGGAGUUCUCCACAAAGGAACAUCAGGUCCUUCAUAUAGUUUAAGUAAUAAAACUGCUUUCUCACACACACACACACACACACACACACUGAAAAACCAGCUCAAGUCUGAGCGAAUAACUGAAGCUAGAGUCAGAACGCAGAGUCUUAACGAUUUCGGCUUUUGAACAAUUUUUGUGCAAAAUUUCUUUGGAAAGAAAAGUAAUUCUCGUUAAUAUUUCAAAUGUUUCAGUAAUAAAGUAAUUUAACUACGACAUCCUGCUCGUUAUUUUGUGUCUCGAGGCUAAAAUUUCAUCUGUAAUUUCCGGAUCGUUUUCUAGUGAAAUGUUUCUCAGUAAUUAAAUAAUAAACAGAAUUGUGGCGACUUUG
Messenger RNA from Tachysurus fulvidraco (yellow catfish), 4208 nucleotides. RefSeq names its product proto-oncogene tyrosine-protein kinase Src-like. Gene Ontology annotation, cellular component: extrinsic component of cytoplasmic side of plasma membrane. The transcript is spliced from 14 exons. The record is from RefSeq and is a predicted model, not a curated record. Bases 265 to 1884 code for a protein of 539 amino acids. Gene Ontology annotation, molecular function: growth factor receptor binding; non-membrane spanning protein tyrosine kinase activity; ATP binding. Lineage: Eukaryota; Metazoa; Chordata; Actinopteri; Siluriformes; Bagridae. Gene Ontology annotation, biological process: osteoclast development; negative regulation of extrinsic apoptotic signaling pathway; progesterone receptor signaling pathway.